Jaminaea rosea is the source of this 4590-nucleotide messenger RNA. RefSeq lists its product as hypothetical. Gene Ontology annotation, cellular component: cytoplasm; TORC2 complex; plasma membrane. Gene Ontology annotation, molecular function: phosphatidylinositol-4,5-bisphosphate binding. Bases 42 to 4226 code for a protein of 1394 amino acids. The transcript has a single exon. The record is from RefSeq and is a predicted model, not a curated record. Lineage: Eukaryota; Fungi; Basidiomycota; Exobasidiomycetes; Microstromatales. Gene Ontology annotation, biological process: TORC2 signaling.
CAUCCCAUCACCUCGGGCUUUGCCCGCCAUACCCAUCGACCAUGUCCAUCCUUCGCGAUGCAGACUGGUCUAUUCAACAGCUCAGGCUGGCCUACCUGCGUCGCAUCGACGAUCAUCACGGCGCGCGAGUCAUCUCUUUCCCUUCUCAUGACCGUGAUCGCGCAUAUAUCGACAGCGACGCCGGCCCGCCGAUGGGUGACAACGCCGUCGCCUCGUCGUCCAAGAUGACACUCGCCGAUGCCGAUACGCAUGUGGCUUUAGGCAGGCUCAACGACUCGGCCAAGUUCCCCGAAAUUGCGACGGCCUACUCGCCCAUCAUCUCUUCGCAGCCUCUUGGUCCUCCCGGAAGGGGCAAGAGAGGUGCGCCUCUGCCCUUCACCCUCAGCCGUACGGCUUCCAACAAUCGACGGCUUAGGCAAGGGCCGGGCGUCGCUACGACGACGACGACGACUACUCCUUCAGCUCAGCGAGACGCAGACCCGACUGCCAAGCGUCACUCGUCUCUUCGCUACACGCAGACCAUUUACCCUGCUGGGAGGACGGGUGCGUUGGGCAUCCGCGUCAACGCAAAGAGGGCUCCAAGCUUGCGUGACUCUUCGACUGCACCAAAGAGACAUCCUCGUAGAGGGACAGACAGCAUUGUGCCCGGUAGUCUUGGCGGAGGAGGGAUACGUGGCAGACAUUCCCUCGACGAGAGCGGCAAAACUCCGCCCCAGCUAUAUGUCUCGUCCUCAACCGCAGAAAGCAGGCCAAGACUACUCAGCGACGUUGGUAUGAGAGGAGCACGAGGUCGAAAUCAGCCUCUGGGCGCAGAAGCUUCGUCGUCUGGCACAGAGACGGACGUCUUUGAGGAGGAGUCAUCGCCGCGUCAGGCGCCAUCACCGCUGCCGCCUCCUACUCAAAGCAUGACGAGGACGACGUCAGCAGGCGCUGUCAGUCCUUCCCUUGAGCCUCCAACGUCUCCGCUAGGCCAGCGUCGUCGUUCCGCCACGAUUGAUGACUCAAGUACACCAGCCAACAUCAGAUUGGGUGUUCUACCAGCCACGCCUACAGAUCCCCGCCCGUUUGCUCUGCAGUCCGGGCAGAGCAAAGUCAACCCAGCAGCACCAUCCGGAUCAAUGCACGACUUCUCCCGCCCCUACACCCCGUCGAUACCAGCAAAGAAUCCAUUGCGCCACCUUCAAAGCGAUUCCUCCCUCUCCUCGCUCGUCUCCUCAGCAGCUGCGGGUGACGAGUCGGUGGAGAAUAGCCCUCGACCUACGCCCAAGGAGCUUCCCUUAGAGGGUUCCUCUGGGGUCGAGGCGUCUGCAUCAUCCUCUCGAACUCUCUCUCCGCCCGCAAGGCGUCCCUCCUGGACCAUCCUUGGCGCCUCGAGCGGCAGCCAGGCAGGGGCGCGCUCCUUGCCCCACUCUGCGAGGCGCAUGUCGGAUGGAGCGGUGCCAGGCAGGACACCUUCGCCGCUAGGCCGUCGCGAAGAGCACAGCGGCGAGACGAUCAUUGCAGAAGGCGAAGAGGAAGAUAGCGAGCUCGAGGCUAUUCGUGAGCAGCGCGGAGAAGACGGUACAGGUUCGACGAGCCAGUCCGCUUCAGACGGGCCUGCACGCAUCCCAAGGGUACGCAUUGACACAAGAGCACGGAAUGAUGGUCACGAGGAUGGGCAUGGCACGAAGAGGUCAGGGCGUAGCAAAGCAUCCCGAUCCAAGCAGCGAUCACGGUCUCGUCGUCCCUCACACGGCCGGGCACCGUCACCCAUAUUAUCCCCAGAGGAGCAAGAACGUCAACAAAACGCCUGGUUUCGCUCUCUUUCUCUCUCGCCUCACGAGGUCGCCACACGCUCUGCUGCCAAUAGCGUGCCGCUCGACCGAAGAGGGAGCAAUACAGGUAGCAUAGGACCGAUGUCGCCCGAGCGGCCAUCUGCAGCUCUGUCUCCCCAGCCAAAGCCGUCAGCCCUCAGUCUUCUCCUACAACGCCAGAACUCUGCGCCGGAGAACCCCUUCAGCCAGUUCUAUGCUGGUAUCUCCGGGAGAAGCGCAGCAGGUGGGGCUGCUGGGAGCCUAAGUGUGGACGUCUACUUCCCGUGGUCUGAGGGAGGAGAUGAUGCGGCUAAGGGUGGCUCAGAUGGUGCUACGGCGGGGAAUGGUGCUCUGCGCUCAAAAUCUUCUUCCCGCUGCCUUACGCUGUCGGUGCGCAAGGACGCAACAAUGGAGGAGCUAAUCGGUUACGGGCUUUACUGCUACUGGGAGGCGGGCUGGUCUCCGCGACUCGAGGACAAGGCCUCGACCUCUGGAGGUCCACAGGAGAUCGUCCUGUCCACCAUCGGCUGGGUUUUGCGCAUCGUCGAGGACGGGGAGGUGGAUGAUGACUACCCGUCGCUGGACCGUGGGUUGACGGUGGGUCGCUUCGGAGGAGACGAGUUCGCGAUCGUCGAGGCAAGCCAGCAGCAGGUCAGACAACAUGCUGCGACAUUUGACGCGAUCCUCAGGCGGGCGACGAGAGUGGUGGGAGGUACAGGGGCGGGAGGCACAGCGGGUAACGCAGCUGCAGUAGGGGCAGGCGCUGGAACAGCAGGCGUGCCAGCCAACAUGGCAGGCUCCGCUUAUCCACGCACCCUCAAGCCCUCAACGGCAGCCGCAGCUACCCUCGCAGGCACGACGCUGGCUCCGCCCGGUGCCCGACUAGGUGGCGGACUCACCUCACCAACUUCUUUGGCUCCUCAACACAACAACAAUCUCGCCCCUCCCGGCGGUGGCGCCACUUUAGGUCGCACAGCGCCCAACGCGCCUGCCUUCCCCGGCUCGCCGAACACGGCCGUCCCUUCCGCGUCCGCUAUGCCCUCCGCAACUGUCUCUUCCCUCGCCGCAGGCGGCGGGCCACUAGGAAGUACUGGGCCCGGCUCCGCCGCCGGGGGCAUCGGCCCCUCGUACUACGGCAAUGCUCCGUCGAUCUUCCUGCGUAUCCUCAUUACGCCCAACGACGAGGUGCGAUACAAGACGACGCUCAGCGUGCCAGAGGACAUGUACCUCGCCGAUGUGCUGGAGCUGGUAUGCAGGAGAAGACAGCUGGGCAAAGCGGAUGAGUGGGCCUUGGUCGUGCCGAGGGAGAGUGCCGCUGCUGCUCUCGCUGGUGGCGGCGGUUUGAGCGGGAGCGUGACGGCAGCAGGGCCAGACGCGAGUGCCGGAGAGAACAUCGUUGUGCCGCUCGACAGGACCGUUGAGUCCCUGCAGGGUAGUCACGACCUGGUUCUGGUGAGGAGGGCAAGCUUGGGCGCGCAGGGCGGGCUUGCGGCUUUGGCUAGUCAGUCGACCAACCCCAACGCGAGCAUCUUCCGUAAUCCCAUCCUAGGCGGCAGUAUUGCCGGAGGAGGCGAGCAAGGGGCAGGCAGCGGGACGCUGGGAAGUAGCGGGCUCGUUGCGGGGGGGGAAUUGAGUCGAGAUGGCCGCUUGACGAGCAAGGGGAGUGGUACGCCUCGCGGUGCCGGCGCGGGAGGAGGACUGGGACCCUCUGCGUCCGGCAGUACACUCUCCAGCAGCAGCACGGCAACAGGCAUGUCCUCAGCCAACCUGGCGCACCUCCUACUUGCCGGGUCAGGGAGCAACUACUACCGCUCUUGGACCGUCUCCCGUCGCUUGCCCCCCAUGUUCGCGCGUGGUCGUAAUGCACUACCUAGUGGGGCUUCUUCACGGCUGCUGCACCACGCCGGCGGAACCACGACGCAUGGCCACUCCACCUCGCAUCACCACCACAAUCAACAGCACGAGCGGACACUUACCAUUGAUGGGGAUUGGAUUCACCUCAUCCCCACUGACGCGGCAAGUAAUGCCGGUGACGGAUCGGGGUACGGCGGAAGGCUUCUCUUCGGCGGUGGGACCUCUUCGUCGCACGCCGCGGCCAGCUUCAGCGUAGGUGAUGUUGCAGGCUGUCGUUUGAGCAGUGCAGCCGCUGCGGCCGUGGCUGCCCGUUCUGAGGGCGGUGACGUCAGCGCCACUACAGCCGGCGGUGAUGACGCAGCAGGAGCCCUCUCUCCUUCCACGAGCCAUCACCCACUCCCAGCAGGUAGCACUCACUUCAAGCUCACGGUGGCGUUGAAGAGCGGUGGAAGCGGUGGGACAGGAAGCGUGGGAAGACAACAGAAGCGCUUUGAUCUUGAAGCGGAAGAUACGCGGCAGGCGGCUGAAAUUGUACGAGAGAUCAACGCGAGGAGGUCGAGAUGGGGUGGAGGGAUGUAGGAGGUUUCGAGCGUGUUGCCAGCUUACAAUCAGGACUCGCAUCUGCCUACAUUGUGCGCAGGACGUCUUUUGAAUUGUUCUUCGCGAUCUGAAAGAGAAGGAUGAGGGUGCAAGGAGAACGGGAGCAAAGAUGUACAAGAUGAGAGUUCAGGUCACCAGUAUCCACCUCCGCAUCUCUACUUGGCCCCUGCAGCGGGCGCCUCCCCCUCCUUCUUCGCCUCCGCUGCACCAUCCGCUGGCUCGUCCUUCUUCUCCGCCGCGUCUGCUCCGUCUGCCUUUACUUCACCUUCCUCACCCUCCACCUCGCCUUCCUCCUUUGCUGCAUCAGUGGGGGCGGUGGAGGGAGCAUUGGCCGACUUCUCCU